Molecule: messenger RNA, 2082 nt
Organism: Closterium sp. Naga37s-1
Lineage: Eukaryota; Viridiplantae; Streptophyta; Zygnematophyceae; Desmidiales; Closteriaceae
Source: the annotation of a GenBank genome assembly
AUGACAUUGUGUUAUCAUCAUGAUGCGUCGAUUAAGAUUCGUCAGACACGUGUCAGCAGCGUCGACGUCCGCGACUCGACGAAGAAAUCCACCUUGGAGUUGACGAACGUGAAGGUGUGUCUGUCGGAGCUGUUAAAAAGGGCGAAGGCCGUGAGCCCAGCGCGGCGCCGCACGGCGCCGGCGGCGGACACAUCGCCGCCGCGGCAAGAGCGGUCGGAGCAGCAGGUGCGACGAAGGCAGCAGCGACGGCGAUCGGAAAAAGAGCCGCAACGGCGGGGGACGAAGCAGCAGCUUGCUGAGCGGAGCCCGCAGCAGCAGCAGCAGGAGAAGUCAGCAGCAGUCCAUCGCUGCGCGAAUAACGGAGAAUCGACGCAAGGCGCCGCCGCUUGCUGCAAUUGGACGGAAACCGCAGCGUACCGCAGCAAAACAGAAGUUGUUCGGAGUCAAGAACUUCAAGAAAGCGGCGCCGCGGUACUUCCACCGUCCCUCCCGCCGUCCCUCCCGCCGUCCCUUCCGGCGUCCCUCCCUGCGGACUGUCUUUCCCACGCGCUCGCCCUUCUCUCCCACCGCGCCUCCAACUCCGCCGACCAUCUCCGCCGCGCAGGCCAGGCGUGCCGCGAAUGGCGCCGCGCGUACCGCCACGCCGUGCAGCAUCUCUCCCUCGCUUUCGACCCGCUGCAGCUCCGCUGGAGACCCGCGCUUCGCGGCGCCGAACGCGCUGGCGGAUCCGGCAACCCCGCCGCGAGCAGCGGCGCCAGGGGCGGCGGAACGCUCGGCGGCCGCAGUCAUGCGGCACGGCAAACUAACGGAGAGGCUGAACCCAACGAGGCGUGGGACCCGUCAUCGUCCGCGCUUUGGGUGCUCGACGACCCGUCCGCCUGGCAGCUUGGAAUGGCCGAUUCGGACUCCGAGUCGCCCUUGGACUCCGACUCGCCGUUGAGCAGUUCCAUCAUUCCGUUGUGUGACGACUCUGCAGCGCCGCCUCCUACCACUCCUCCUUCUCCUAUUUCUGCUGCUACUUCUUCUGUUCCUCUUAGCGCCAGCAGCAGGCGGCGGUUCGCGCGGCGGGUGCUGCAGCUGAAGAGGGACGAGGGGCACGAGUGCCACCCCACGAGGGAGGAGCUGCGGGUGGGAUACCACUGCAUGGCCGAGCACCACCAGUGGCUGCAUGGGUUGUAUCAUCAUGUGAACGGAAACCGUUCGUGCGGUGACUGCUGGCAUGCUGACAUGCCGUCGGCACGGCAGGUGACUGAGCUGCUGCUGCAGUUCCCGAAUCUUGCGUCCGUGCGCGUGCCACUGCGUGGUGACGUGGCUUUGGGCCCGGGUGACGUCAGAAUGGUGCUGGACGCAGUGGCGGGGCUGGGGGCUUUGAGGAGCUGCCACGUGCAGGCUGACGUGGCGGGUUGGGUGGAGUGGGGAGAGGGAGGUAGGCAGCGGGAUGAAGAGGCGGAGGAGGAAGAAGAGGAAGAGAUAGCACGAGUUCUAGAGAGCCGUUGGGUGGAAGACGAUGGUAUGCUGCAGGAGCUGGAGACGUCGUUGAGAGUGCCGUUUGAUGAUGACCACGAGGAGUUUGAGGAGGGGCGUGGCGUGUGGAGCCAUUAUCUCGGACUCAAGGAGGAGGUCCCGGAGGAGGGAGAGGAGCAGGAAGCACCUGCCCCAGCCGCAGCAGCAGCAGCAGCAGCAGCAGCAGUAGCAGUGUCAGCGGCGGCAGCAGGCGGGCCAAUUCGAGGCCUGGCGUCAUUGCCUUUCCUCUCCUCGCUCACCCUCCGCUCCUCCCUCGGCCUGCCCCCAUCCAUCCGCCACCUGCGCCACCUCACCCGCCUCCUUACGCCCAAAGCCCUUUCAGACGCUUCAGGAUCCCUCCCCCUCCUCCCCAACCUGCAAGUCCUCUCUAUGAUGGCAGACGGAAUAACCACCGGCGCGCCUUUACCAGCCGCCCUGCGCCGGCUACAGCUGCGCUACAACCAGUGCAGCUUGCUGCAUGCAGCGGGGCGAGCAGCCGCCUCACUGGAGCACCUGGAAGUGACUGCGCGUGGAGGGGCGAGGGAGACCGGUUCUCGUUCCCGCACCUCCGAGAGAUGA